CUGGCUUAGGAAUAUCCACGGUCAUUUUCAUCAACAGACACACUCAAAUCGAGCAAUGGAGAGCACCGUCGUGCUCUACACAUGGAAGGCCAGGGGGCACCUCCACCCCAUGAUGCAGUUCGCCGAGCACAUCGCCAGCCACGGCGUCCCGGUCACCGUCGCCAUCGCCGACGUUCCGUCGACGGGUGACUCCCCUGAGACCAUCGCCCGUCUCUCUGCCUCCUACCGUUCCGUCUCCUUGCACCUGCUUCCACCGGCGCCGGUGGCCCGUUCCGGCGACACGGUCGACCCUGACGCUGACCCCUUCAUCACCCUCCUCGCCGACCUCCGUGCCACGGACGCCGAGCUCGUCGCAUUCGUCCGCUCCCUCCCAUCCGUGAAGGCCCUCGUCGUCGACUUCUUCUGCGCGUACGGGCUCGACGCGGCCGCGGAGCUCGGCGUCCCGGCCUACCUAUUCUUCACGCCCUCCGCGUCGGCCCUUGCUUCCUUCCUGCACGUCCCCGUCAUGCAAUCCGCCGUGUCGUUCGGGGAGAUGGGGCGCUCCUUGCUGCACUUCCCCGGAGUCCAUCCGAUCCCGGCGUCCGACAUGCCGGACGUCCUGCUCGACCGCGACAACUACCAGUACAAGACAGUCAUUGCGUUCUUCGAGCAGCUGGCCAAAGCGAAGCACAUACUGGCGAACACGUUCGAGUGGCUGGAACCCCGCGCCGUGAAGGCAAUACAAGACGGGAUCCCACGCCCCGGCGCGCCCGCGCCGAGAUUAUUCUGCGUUGGUCCCUUGAUCGGAGAGGAGCGGGGAGGCGACCAGAAGAAGCACGAGUGCUUAAGGUGGCUGGACGCGCAGCCGGCGCAGAGCGUGGUCUUCCUCUGCUUCGGGAGCGUGAGCUCGGUUACAGUGGAGCAGCUAAAGCAGAUCGCCGCGGGGCUGGAGAGGAGCGAACACGCUUUCCUCUGGGCCGUGCGCGCGCCGGUCGCGCCGGACGCUGAUUCCACGAAACGGUUCGAGAGCCGCGGGGAGGCGUCGCUGGAGUCGCUGCUACCGGAGGGGUUCUUGGACAGGACCCGGGGCCGCGGGCUGGUGCUGCCGUCGUGGGCGCCGCAGCUGGAGGUGCUGCGACACCCGGCUACCGGCGCGUUCGUGACGCACUGCGGGUGGAACUCGACGCUGGAGGCCAUCGCGGCAGGGGUGCCGAUGGUUUGCUGGCCGAUGUACGCAGAGCAGAAGAUGAACAAGGUGUUCAUCGUGGAGGACAUGAAGCUUGGGGUGGUGAUGGAUGGCUACGACGAUGGGAUGGUGAAGGCAGCGGAGGUGGAAGCGAAGGUAAGGCUGGUGAUGGAGUCUGAGCAAGGGAGGGAGAUCAGAGAGAGGAUGGCCUUGGCGAAAGAGAUGGCCGCUCGGGCCAUGGAGGUCGGUGGAUCAUCGAUGGCAUCAAUCGCUGAUUUUCUUAGCAGCUUGAAGUUAGCGACGUCGACGGACAAUUGAUCUGGCAUCAAAAAGCGCAAGGCGGUAUUCUCCCUUUCUCAAUUGUUGUCCAAUACGUCACAGAUUUGUUCAAUUAUACAUCUUUUCCUGCAUGAAAACUGUUAUAAAACUGUCCCCAUAAUCAAUAUUCAAAACGGAAGGCUGAAGCAAGUCAAGCAACGAUAAAAUAUUCAAAACUAACUAUGACACUGAAACACAGUAUUUGUUACUGAGAUCUGGAGACAUUGGUUACGAGCCAUUCUCUCCGCUCUAUCAUGGUAUCUGUGACAAUCAACCGACAUCAUCAUUGGUCAGUAAUACUCUAACCUAUGCUAAAGUGGUUUUAUUCGGCGUAGUCGUCUUUAUAAUUACAAAAGGGGUUCAUCUCUUUAAGCCUAGAAUAAAG
This is a messenger RNA of Oryza brachyantha (malo sina), 1868 nucleotides long. Its product is annotated as UDP-glycosyltransferase 88B1-like. Bases 56 to 1483 code for a protein of 475 amino acids. Gene Ontology annotation, molecular function: UDP-glycosyltransferase activity. Lineage: Eukaryota; Viridiplantae; Streptophyta; Magnoliopsida; Poales; Poaceae. The record is from RefSeq and is a predicted model, not a curated record. The transcript has a single exon.